Molecule: messenger RNA, 2396 nt
Organism: Cryptomeria japonica (Japanese cedar)
Lineage: Eukaryota; Viridiplantae; Streptophyta; Pinopsida; Cupressales; Cupressaceae
Product: beta-fructofuranosidase, insoluble isoenzyme CWINV2
Exons: 6
Coding region: 486-2177 (563 amino acids)
Biological process (GO): carbohydrate metabolic process
Molecular function (GO): hydrolase activity, hydrolyzing O-glycosyl compounds
Source: RefSeq, a predicted model, not a curated record
GAGAUUGGAAUCCUGCCCAGUGUGCCCACCUAGUCAUUCAUUCGUAAACUUUGCCUGCUAUUAGUUAUCAGUUAAGCAUCCUUAUCCAUGCAUUGAUUUUUUCAAAUUUUACCCAGCUUUAUUUGACGAGAUGAUUUUGGCACCCUAUAAAUCAAGGCCUAGUUCAACCAAGUUAUAGUGUCACAGAUCUGUUUUGCUGCUACAAUCAAUCUUUGCAAUGGGUGGCUGUUCUUUCUUGUCAUGUUGCUUUCUUUUUGCUUUUCUGAUGGUGUGCUCCCAUGCUUCCCACCAUGUCUGGGACGAAACCAGUUUGGAGGACCUCCAAAAGGCCAAGCCAAGCCCUAUAUUUAAUCUGUCUAUCUCCAAUUUUCAUAAGACAGCCUAUCACUUUCAGCCUCUGAAGAAUUGGAUGAACGGUAUGUGUAGAAUUAUGGAUUUUGCAAAGGUGUUUUUUUUUGGUGAGCAAUUUUAUGUAACUUAGAAUUAUGAAUGUUAUAUUUUUCCUGGUAAUGAGGGUUAUUUGUUUUAACAAAUGUUUCAUGCUGAUCUGGAUGUAUUUAAUAUGUGCAUGGAGCAACGAUGAAGACCCCAAUGCCCCAUUUUUCUACAAGGGCUACUACCAUCUGUUCUACCAAUAUAAUCCCUUUUCAGCUGUUUGGGGGUUGAUUAGAUGGGGGCAUGCAGUUUCUAGAGAUUUGAUAAAUUGGGAGCACUUGCCUGGAGCAGCUCUGUACCCAGAUGAAUGGUAUGACAUUAAUGGUGCUUGGUCUGGAUCUGCAACAAAAAUGCAAGAGGGUGGUGCUCCUGUUAUUUUGUACACGGGCAGCACCAAUGUCUUUGUACAAGUUACAAACAUGGCAGUUCCUAAGGAUCCCUCAGACCCUUUACUAAGGGAGUGGAAGAAAGUUCCAGAGAAUCCUAUCAUGAUGCCUGAGGGUAUUAUCAAUAGCAGUUCAUUCAGAGACCCAACUACAGCCUGGUUGGGAUCAGACGACAUAUGGCGAGUACUGGUGGGGAAUAAGAGAGAUAAGCAGAAGAGAGGAAUGGCUUUGCUUUACAAAAGCAAGGAUUUCAAGAAAUGGGUCAAGGCAAAACACCCACUUCAUUCUGCAAAGCAUUUUGGAAUGUGGGAAUGUCCUGAUUUUUACCCUGUUUCCCUCCAUGGCAAUGAUGACCUUGAUGCAUCUGUUGAGGGUCCUUUUCUGAAACAUGUGCUGAAGAACAGUUUGGAUGAUUCCAAGGUAGACUAUUACACUGUGGGCAAGUAUUUCCCUAAAUUGGAAAGAUAUGUGCCUGACAAUGGAUCUGUGGAGGGCCCAAAUGGGCUUAGAUAUGAUUAUGGCAAAUUUUAUGCCUCGAAAACAUUUUAUGAUGAUAAUAAGGGAAGAAGGAUUUUGUGGGGAUGGAUUAAUGAGUCUGACAGUGUGGCAGACGAUAUCACCAAAGGAUGGGCUUCCGUUCAGGGGAUACCGAGGAUUGUAAGGCUUGACAGUAGCAGCAGGAGCAGUCUCAUUCAAUGGCCUGUGUCCGAGGUGGAAGCUUUGAGGGGCACAAGUGUAACAAAACAUAAUGUGGUAUUAAAGAGAGGAUCAGUCAUGAAGAUAGAUGGACUAAAUUCAGGAGCAGCACAGGUCGAUGUGGAAGUUGAAUUCAAGUUAGAUAAUAAAGUCGAAGACCAUGUCUAUGAAACAGUGGAGGACAUGGAUGUUUUUACCAAUGCCCAAAAGUUGUGCAGCAGGGGUAAAAAUGUUGAAGGGACUGCACAGGGAUUUGGUCUAAUGGUUUUGGCAUCGGAUGAUCUGAGAGAAAGAAGCGUUGUAUCUUUCAGAUUUUUCAAACAAAAAUCAGACGACCGGAUAAGGAAAGUGGCUUUGUGUGUCGACCAAAGCAGGUCAUCUUUAGACACUGAUAUGGACAAAACAAGCUAUGGAGGAUUUGUAAACCUGUCUCCUCAUCAGAAAUCCCUCUCUCUGCGAGUUCUGGUGGAUCACAGUAUAAUAGAGAGCUUUGCAGAGGGGGGCAAAACUUGCAUCACAUCAAGGAGCUAUCCCAUGUUGGCAGUGAAUGAGAAUGCCCAUUUAUUCGUGUUUAAUAAUGGAGACUCAAAUGUUAUUAUACGCAGGUUGACAGCAUGGCACAUGAAAGAGGCCCGUCAACAAUAUUCAUCAAUUCUGUAGAGAAUAACAUUACGUGGACUGUAAUUAUUUUGCAGUUUUGCUUGAUUUUACAGUCUAAAACACGUGAGCUGAUUACACGUGAAAUUUUCUAUUGUGAUGUUUGUGUUGGUAUUCUGACAGCCUGUUUGUGUGCUGCCUUUUGACCUUUUUGAUCAGAUUUGCUAUCCAUUUUGUAUUGUACUACAACAGUUAUAAUGUUAGAAACCAGCUAUUCUGCGA